CCACUGCGCCAGCCGGGCUGCAGAUGCCGCCCCCGACACACGGUGUCCCGCCCAAACUGAUUCGUGUCUGCCGUCGGCCGGUGCGUGCGUGCACCUCGUCGGUCCGCGUGUGUCUGGCCGAGCUCCCCCUUCCUCUGCGGCCAUGACUCCGCCGCCUCCCCAGCCACCGCCCCCGGGCUCGAACCCCGCCUCAGACUCCGCCACCGACCCCCGCCCAGGACCUGGACCCCUAGUCGUACUGUUCGGAGCCACGGCCGGUGCGAUGGGGCCGGACCUGGGCUCCGACGAGACCGACUUAAUCCUCCUAGUCUGGCAAGUGGUGGAGCCGAGGAGCCGUCAGGUGGGGACGUUGCACAAGUCAUUGGUUCGCGCUGAGGCGGCUGCACUGAGUCCGCAGUGCCGCGAGGCGAGCGGCCUGAGCGCCGACAGCUUGGCGCGGGCCGAACCGCUGGACAAGGUGCUGCAGCAGUUCUCACAGCUGGUGAGCGGGGAUGUGGCUCUGCUGGGCGGGGGCCCCUACAUGCUAUGCACUGAUGGGCAGCAGCUGCUGCGACAGGUCCUGCACCCUGAGGCCUCCAGGAAGAACCUGGUGCUCCCCGACACCUUCUUCUCCUUCUACGACCUCCGCAGAGAAUUCCAUGUGCAGCACCCAAGUGCCUGCCCUGCCAGGGAGCUCACCGUGGCCACCAUGGCACAGGACCUGGGGCUGGAGACAGAUGCCACAGAGGAUGACUUUGGGGUCUGGGAAGUGAAGACAAUGGUAGCUGUCAUCCUCCACCUGCUCGAAGGGCCCAGUGGUCAAUUGUUUUCGAAGGCAGAGGUGGUAAAGCAGAAAUAUGAGACAGGUCCUUGCAGCAAGGCCGAUGUGGUGGACAGUGAGACUGUAGUUCGGGCCCGUGGGCUGCCCUGGCAGUCAUCAGACCAGGACGUGGCUCGAUUCUUCAAAGGACUCAACAUUGCCAGGGGUGGUGUAGCACUCUGCCUCAACGCCCAGGGCCGCAGAAAUGGCGAGGCUCUCAUCCGGUUUGUGGACAGCGAGCAGCGGGACCUAGCGCUGCAGAGACACAAGCACCACAUGGGUGUCCGCUAUAUUGAGGUAUAUAAAGCAACAGGAGAAGAGUUUGUCAAGAUUGCAGGGGGCACAUCACUAGAGGUGGCUCGUUUCCUGUCACGGGAAGACCAAGUGAUUCUGCGGCUACGGGGACUGCCCUUCUCAGCUGGGCCGGCAGAUGUGCUAGGCUUUCUGGGGCCAGAGUGCCCGGUGACUGGGGGUGCUGAUGGGCUGCUCUUUGUGCGCCACCCUGACGGCCGGCCCACUGGUGAUGCCUUUGCCCUCUUUGCCUGUGAGGAGCUGGCACAGGCUGCGCUGCGCAGGCACAAGGGCAUACUGGGUAAGCGAUACAUUGAACUCUUCCGGAGCACUGCGGCCGAGGUGCAGCAGGUCCUCAACCGCUAUGCAUCCAGCCCACUCCUUCCUACACUCACUGCUCCACUGCUGCCCAUCCCCUUUCCACUGGCAGCUGGGACUGGGAGAGAUUGUGUACGCCUUCGAGGCCUGCCCUACACAGCCACCAUUGAAGACAUCCUUAGCUUUCUGGGGGACGCAGCUGCUGACAUCCGGCCCCACGGUGUCCACAUGGUGCUCAAUCAGCAGGGCCGGCCGUCAGGUGAUGCUUUCAUCCAGAUGACAUCAGCAGAGCGGGCUUUAGCUGCUGCUCAGCGUUGCCAUAAGAAAGUGAUGAAGGAACGCUACGUGGAAGUGGUCCCCUGCUCCACAGAGGAGAUGAGCCGUGUGCUGAUGGGAGGCACCUUGGGCCGUAGUGGCUUGUCCCCUCCACCCUGCAAGCUGCCCUGCCUCUCACCACCCACCUACGCCACCUUCCAGGCCACCCCAACACUCAUUCCCACUGAGACGGCAGCUCUAUAUCCCUCUUCAGCACUGCUCCCGGCUGCUAGGGUGCCUGCUGCCCCCACCCCUGUUGCCUACUACCCAGGGCCAGCCACUCAACUCUACAUGAACUACACAGCUUACUACCCCAGCCCCCCAGUUUCCCCCACCACUGUGGGCUACCUCACCACACCCCCUGCGGCCCUGGCCUCUGCUUCCACCUCAGUGUUGUCCCAGCCAGGAGCCCUGGUCCGUAUGCAGGGUGUCCCAUAUACCACUGGUAUGAAGGAUCUGCUCAGCAUCUUCCAGGCCUAUCAGUUAGCCCCUGAUGACUACACCAGUUUGAUGCCUGUUGGUGACCCGCCUCGCACUGUGCUACAGGCCCCCAAAGAGUGGGUGUGUUUGUAGGUGAGGGAGCCAGGAGGUAAGAGCUGGCUGAUGUCUAACAUGACUCUCUUGCAUCCAGAAAACCAGCACCCUCAACCAGGUGGCUUCUUUCUGGCUUGUCCAAGCUCUCAGAAAGCACCUAGAGGAGCUCAAGCCCUAGCUCCACCUCCCACUUAUUGCCCUGCCUGUUCACCCCAAAGAUGAUGGCUGGACCCUGCAUGCAGGACUGGGGGUGGAAUUGUGUUACCCUGCUCCCAACGGCCUGAUCUGGGCCUCCUGAGUAGCACCGAGAGCCUUUGGUCAGCUUUGGCCAUGGCCCAUACCCUCAGAUACUGUGGGGCUGGUGUCCACAGCAGGCUCGUUUCCUUUUUAAAAAUGUAAGUCCGGGUGCCUUCAACGUAUGACUCCUGGGAACUUCUGAGUAAAGAUCCCAAUGUUCUACCUUCCCCUAUCCCUCCUAGUAGGGGGCAGGGAGGCAGAGAGUGCUGGCCCCAGCUCCCACGAUACUUGGACCUCAAUGGCCACGUUGUGCCAGGUGGUCCCAUCUAAGGGACCUCCAGCUUGGCACAAGCUUUGUGGCAAAAUCACAAGCUGUUUUGAUGGACUAUACUGCAAUAUCCCCAGAGGACACUAGGGGGCAGGAGGCCCUCACAAAAACUCAGGCUCAAAUUUUAAAGGGGACUUUCUGCCUACUUUUCAUGCACACCUUGGGCAGGCCAGUUGUCCUGAACUCAGCAGACACCGUGGAAUGUCCUUUGCACCCAUUAGAGGGUACAGAACUGAAGCUUCGGAAGGAAUUUGGAACUCUACUCACUCCUCCGUAAAAUAAACAAAGGUUCUAACCAAGUGGACUUUUUAAAAGCCAAAGUCUCCUGAGCUUUGGACCCCAGAGUGAGGGGCUCCACACCUGCCCCAGGCAGAGGAAAACUCAGGCAGAUUUCAAGGACACCGUUGACCGAUCACCAUUUAUUAUUUCAGCACUGUAACUGAGGAACCUGAAUUGCUGGCUCUUCUCUGUUAUUUGUGUAAGGAGCACUAUACUCCUACAAAAGGUUUUAAAAUACAAAAUAUGUAAGAAAACAA
Messenger RNA from Lynx canadensis (Canada lynx), 3358 nucleotides. RefSeq names its product epithelial splicing regulatory protein 2 (gene ESRP2). Lineage: Eukaryota; Metazoa; Chordata; Mammalia; Carnivora; Felidae. The coding region runs from base 143 to 2296 and encodes 717 amino acids. Gene Ontology annotation, cellular component: ribonucleoprotein complex. The transcript is spliced from 15 exons. The record is from RefSeq and is a predicted model, not a curated record. Gene Ontology annotation, molecular function: RNA binding.